This is a messenger RNA of Parascedosporium putredinis, 894 nucleotides long. The record is from the annotation of a GenBank genome assembly. NCBI's taxonomy places the organism in Eukaryota, Fungi, Ascomycota, Sordariomycetes, Microascales, Microascaceae.
AUGCGUGUGUCCAGUAUCGUAGACCCAGGCAUCGUCGGCACGCCUCACCUUCACCAAAUCGUGGGCGGCAACGGUUUCGACCCGCUCAUGGACCCGGACCAGGAUCCAGCCGAGCGGUCUUCUUGCACCACGUGCACCUUUAUCGACGAUUUUUCCAACUACUGGACCGCCGUCAUGUUCUUCCGGGCGCGCAACGGCACGUACAAGCGCGUUCGGCAAUUUGGGGCCGUAUUUCACGAAGCGGCACGCGGGGGCGGCAUGACCAUAUACUAUUUCCCACCAGAGAGCGCGGCGGACGAUAGCAUCAAGAUCACGGCCUUUCCCCAAGGCUUCCGCAUGCGCACGGGCGAUCCCGGGGCCAGGACCGCCGAGGCUUCGGAACGGGGCAUCUGGUACACGUGCAUGGAAAACGAGAGCACGCGGACGCGCAACCAGUCCCGGACGUUUCCGGACCACGCCUGCCCCUUUGGCGUCCUCACGACCAUCUGGUUCCCGCCCUGCUGGGACGGCGUCAACCUCGACAGCUCGGACCACUACAGCCACGUGGCGUGGCCGGCGGACGGAGAUCCGAUGGACGGGACGGCGUGCCCCGAGACCCACCCCGUGCUAAUACCGCAAAUCGUGCUCGAGACGGUGUGGGACACGGCGCCCUUCAACUCGGCCGAUUUGUGGCCUGAGGACGGUAGCCAGCCGUUUGUAUGGAGCUUCGGCGACGAUGUCGGGUACGGUCACCACGCCGACUAUGUCUUUGGCUGGCGGGGCGACUCGCUGCAGAAGGCGAUGGACGAGCGGGACUGCGGUGACCAGAUGUGCGGGCUGCCGGUUCAGGAUAUUCCUACCGCGAACGAGUGCGAGGGGUGCCUUUUCUUUCCGAAGAGGUGGAUGACUGGCUAG